This is a messenger RNA of Canariomyces notabilis, 1255 nucleotides long. Its product is annotated as DNA glycosylase. Gene Ontology annotation, cellular component: nucleus. The annotation marks the transcript as partial. The transcript has 4 exons. The record is from RefSeq and is a predicted model, not a curated record. Gene Ontology annotation, molecular function: damaged DNA binding; 8-oxo-7,8-dihydroguanine DNA N-glycosylase activity. NCBI's taxonomy places the organism in Eukaryota, Fungi, Ascomycota, Sordariomycetes, Sordariales, Chaetomiaceae. Gene Ontology annotation, biological process: nucleotide-excision repair; base-excision repair, AP site formation; base-excision repair.
UGGGCAAGUAUACAAUUGCCUAUCUCAUGCAGACAGAACACUUGAACUCACUCUUACACGCUGUAUUGCACAUUCAGCUUGCACCUGCUGACUUUCGUUUACCUUAGCUCUAAUCCUAAUGGUGCCGCUCGCACCUUGAUCAUCCCUCAUUUCAGUCAUUUCUGCCUCUCUUUUCUUUCUUUUUGCCAGCAUCUCAAUGGGGGCACAAAGAGUAGCUGAGUGGCGGAAGCUGCCCCUGAGUCUCUCUGAGCUGUGCGUCGACACAACCCUUCGCUGUGGGCAAUCAUUUCGAUGGCGGAAGAUCAACGAUGAAUGGCAUUGUGUGCUGAAAGGCCGUAUCGUCUCACUCAAGCAGGAUCCUUCCCAUCUGCAUUAUAAAGUAACAUGGCCCAAGGCAGCUCUUUCACUUCCAACCCAGUCAGAAUCGCUCUCCGAAGAUGAUGGUGAAGAUGAUACCGGAUCCCUUCUGCAUAGCUAUUUCGCCUUGUCGCAUUCAUUGUCAUCACUCUACAAGCAAUGGGCUGCGUCAGACCCCAAUUUCGCCCGUCGUGCCCCGGCCUUCACGGGCAUCAGGAUCCUGAACCAGGACGCAUGGGAGACAUUGGUUUCAUUCAUAUGCAGCAGCAACAACAACAUAUCUCGCAUCAGCCAGAUGGUUCAAAAGCUGUGCAACCACUACGGCCCAUAUAUUGGUACCAUUGCGGGCAUCCCGUUCCACGAUUUUCCACCGCCAGAGGCUUUGGCAGGGAAACACGUUGAAGCACACCUCCGAGAACUGGGGUUUGGCUACCGAGCCAAAUACAUCGCUGAGACGGCCGAAAUCGUGGCGUAUUUCCAUAGCCCAGGUUGGCUUCUCCGGUUGCGAAACCCCAAAUGUCCGGCAUUCGGUGCGACACCCCAGGCCGGCGUUGAACGAGAUGACGACGCCACCAAAGCUAGUGCGGAACCGGCAAGCUACCGGGCUGCCCAUGAGGCUCUUCUGACCCUUCCCGGUGUGGGCCCCAAGGUUGCGGACUGUGUUUGCUUGAUGGGGCUCGGCUGGUGGGAAGCUGUACCUGUCGAUACCCACGUUUGGCAAAUCGCACAGCGCGAUUAUCAUUUCAAGAAUGCCAGCAAGACCAAGACCUUUACAAAGACCAUGUACGACGCCGUCGGCGACCAUUUCCGCAAGAUAUGGGGCCCGCUGGCUGGCUGGGCACAGAGUGUGCUCUUCACGGCGAACCUGAAGUCCUUUGCCGAGCAAGCUUCCUCCAAG